Molecule: messenger RNA, 2979 nt
Organism: Eubalaena glacialis (North Atlantic right whale)
Lineage: Eukaryota; Metazoa; Chordata; Mammalia; Artiodactyla; Balaenidae
Gene: PRRT3
Product: proline rich transmembrane protein 3
Exons: 3
Coding region: 1-2934 (977 amino acids)
Source: RefSeq, a predicted model, not a curated record
AUGGCUCCCAGCCCCUGGGGCUGUGUGUAUGGCCGCCUGCUGCUGUUGCUGCUGCUGUCCCUGGCGGCUGGCUCUGCCCUGGGCCGGGGCCUUCCCAGGCCACUUGAGGACUUGGAACCACACUUGAUCCCAGGAGCCCACCCCAAGGGCCCUGUUGGCACAGAGCCCCAGGCCUUUGACUUCUUCUGGGAGAAGCCCAGAGACGAGAGCCCCUGGAACUCCAAUGUCCCCCAGGUCCCUGCUGAGGAGAUGCCUGAGAGGCCCACAGACUCCCUUGGCCCAGCCCUGCAUGGACCUAAAGCAGCCCAUGGGGCGCAGAGAGAAGGACUCCCAGUAACUGAUGACCUCCAGGUGGCUCGAGGGCCAAUUUUUCAGGGCUGGACAGGACCUCCUGAAUCACAGGAGUCUACGGAGCAAGAAGCACCAGCCCCCUAUCCAGUGGGCACCCCCCAUCUCACUUUCAUCCCCACAACUCCCAGACUCCAACUCGGGCUAGCCACGGUUCCUCCCAUCCCAGGGCAGCCUGGAAGCCAAGUGGGACAGCGACCACCUAGAGAUGAGGGUCUUGUGGCCAAAGCCAAGAUCGGAGUCUCAGAGACAUCCCCCUGGGACCACAAGGGCCCUCCCCACACUCUUGUGCCACACCCAGGCACUAUCAUGAGGCCAGGGCUGAAAGAACAGGGUGGGAGUGAGGAGGACUUCCAGGAGGCAGCUCAAGGCCCCCUCUCCACCCAGCAGGAUCCAGCAGCUCCUGAUGUUGGCUCAGUAUCACCAGCUGAGGCGGCAUCCUCUCAGGAGCCUAGGUCCCAGCCAGACCUGGCAUUGGCCAGAAGCCUUCCUCCUGCUGAGGAGCUGCCCAUGGAGCUCCCCAAGAAGGCUGGAGGUGGGGAGACCUGGGAAGUCAGUAUUCCAAGUCCCUCACCCAAACAGACUGACCUCCCUGAUGUUAGGGGCUCAUCAGGACCCCAGCCCUCAGGUCCCCCAGCCUCAGAGACUCCUAAUGGGCAGCCCAAGCCAGAGAUAGCAGCAAUGAAUGGAGCAGACCCCAUCUCCCCCCAGCGGGUGAGAGGAGCAGUGGAGGCCCCAGGUACCCCCAAGUCCCUCAUCCCUGGCCCUUUGGACCCUGGCCCAACUACAAACGGAACAGAGAGCCCUGUGGGAGCCCUGCAGCCAGAUGAAGCCGAGGAGUGGCCGGGGCGUCCCCAAAGCCAUCCCCCAGCGCCCCCUGUCCAGGCCCCCUCGACGUCACGCCGGGGCCUCAUUCGGGUCACCACGCAGCGUGCCCUGGGCCAGCCACCCCCUCCGGAGCCCUCCGCCAGCUCCGUGGCAUCAGUCCCAGCCUCCAGCCCCCCGGCCAACGCCACCUCACCCCCCCUGCGCUGGGGUCCCCUGCGGCGGGUGCUGAGCUUUUCCUGGGAGCUGCACGUCUACGGGGUCGGGGUGCUCUUCCUGCUGCCUGCGUUGUUGGCACUGGCCUCGCUGGCAGCCGCCCCUGCGGGGCCCCGGUUGGCACUGGUGGCGGCGGUGCUGGUGCUGGUGGCGUCGGGGCUGCGGUCCGCCUACAUGCUCACCGACCCCUAUGGCUCGCAGGCACGAUUGGGUUUACGCGCCGGCCUGGUGCUCUACAAUCUGCCCUUUCCCUUGCUACUCACCGCGCUGGCGGCCCUGACCCUGCUCGGCCUGGGCGCGGGGCUGCCACAGCAGCUGCAGAACCCGCUCCUCCUGGGAGCGCUGGCGUUGGCGCACGGCUUGGGGCUGCUCGCCACAGACCUGCUGUCAGCGAAGCCUGCGCUCAACCUCCUGGCUCAGGGCUUAUCGUGCGCCUGGGGCGCGUCCGUGGCUCUGGGCACGCUCUGCCUGUGCCGUCGCCGCCUGCUGGACGGGCCGAGGGGCUGGGAUGCCAGCCCGGGCCCCAGGCUGCUGGCCGUGGCGGGCGCGCUGGGGCUGCUGGCCAGUGGCUUGCAGCUGGCGGCCGCGCUCUGGCUGUACCCGGGCCCCGGCCGGGUGGGCCACUUCUCGUGGGCCUGGUGGGGCGUCCACUUCUGGCUGCGCCUGCUGGAGCUGACGUGGGCGCUCACCCUGGCGCUGGCCGCUCUGGCCGCCGCGCGGCCCAGGCCGCCCACAGAGCACGCCUGCUGGGCUAAGCUGCUGCGCCUGGCGUGCCCUACGCCCUCCGGCAAGAGCGAGGUGCCCGAGAGGCCCAACAACUGCUACGCGGGGCCCAGCAGCGUCGGCGCAGGUACCCUGGACAUUAGCAAGAGCCUCAUGCGCAACCCGGCGGAGGGUGGGCCUCCAGCCACGCCCAGUUCAGGCGCCUGGGGUUCGGCUGCGUCGCUGGGCCGCGGUCCCCUGGGUGGCCCGGGACUGUCCCGCAGCAGCAUGGGGCCGGCGCCAUCGAUGAGCGAGCUGGACCUGCGGCCGCCAUCACCCAUCAACCUGAGCCGCAGCAUCGACGCCGCGCUCUUCCGAGAGCACUUGGUGCGAGACAGCAUCUUCCGGCGCUGCGGCCUCCGUGGCCUGGCCUCCCCGCCGCCCGGGGGCGCGCUGCGGCCGCGCCGGGGCAGCCACCCCGACGCCGAGCUAGAUGGCGCAGGUUCUUCGCUCCUCCGCGGCCGCAGCCGGUCGCUCAGCGACGUGCGCGUGCGCGGCCCGGUCCCACCACAUGUAGUGGACGAGCCUGUCGGGGCGGCUUCCGGCAGCUCCGUGGACAGCUUCUCACGGGCCUCGCUCAAGAUCAGCUGGAACCCCUGGCGCCACGGGCUGUCGUCGAUGGACAGUCUGCCCCUGGAUGAGCUGCCCAGCACGGUGCAGCUACUGUCUGCCCCAGCUCCUGCCCCGGGUCCCGCCCGGCCCGGGGAGCCCCAGAACGGGAUCCAGCCUCGCUGCAAGCCCGGGGACUCCCGCAGCGCCUCCAGUGACACCAUCGAGCUCUGAGGGGGUCCAGAAACUCAGGACCAGGGCCCCGCCCUCGAUGGCCCU